AUGCAAACCCGUAAAGUUAAUAACCGUAAAGAUAAUAGUGCAGACAUAAUUUCUCCUCAUGCAAAUCGUUUGGUUUCUUACAUGAAUACGCAUCCCGAUACUAUCCUAGGAUAUGCAAAGUAUUAUGGAGAAGUUAGAAACGCAGUUAGUGCUCGUAUGACGGAUAUUAACUCGACUGGGUUUGUGAUAGCGGUAAAAGGAGAGGAUGGAUUAGAAUCAGAAGUUCACAUUAGAUUUAAAAAUCAAUUGAGAUCGCAUGAAGAAGUUAGACCUACACUGACUAGGAUGGCACAAGAAGCCGAGGACGCUUUGAACUUGCCUAGUACAAGACCACCACUUUCAAUGAUGACUGAUUCAUCAUCACGAGUAUCAACUUCUUUUCAUACACCAUUUAUUAUGCCUGGAAAAUUUGAUUUAUCAUUAACAUUAUUUGGCAUCGUAUUCUUAUUAACCGUGGCUUUCUACCCUUUUUCUUCACCAAAAUUUAUCGAAGAAUUUAGAAAUUUUGUUGGACCAACUAUAAUAAAUAUAAGUCUAAGCAUUUUGGUCAUUUUUCAUUCCGUUGAAGCGCUAGUAGCAUUUAUCGUGUUGACAAUGAGAUGCGAAAAGGACACUUGGACUUUGGUGAAAUGGGUCGUUGCUAACCUUCUUUAUGGUCAUGUUUGGCUAUUGUUCAAAGAUCAAAGUUCUUCCACAUAA
This is a messenger RNA of Funneliformis caledonium, 699 nucleotides long. Lineage: Eukaryota; Fungi; Glomeromycota; Glomeromycetes; Glomerales; Glomeraceae. The record is from the annotation of a GenBank genome assembly.